CUGAAUGAAACAAAAUUACAUUGUUUAAUAAGGUUGUACAAAAUACGAGAUGCAAGAUUUGUAUAAUAUAAUUUUAAUUAGUAAAUUUCUGAUUUGGAUUAAUAAUAAUAAUUUAAAAAGAAAAACAAAUGUUUGCUCGUAGAGUUGAAUUAUACAUUUUUUAUCACAGUGACGCAACAAAAUCAGCAGACUCCUUUGCGGAGUUUGAGGAAUUGUGGGUCAAAAUGGGGGAGGAGUUGGAAAAGACUGCCUUUCCACCUCCUAACAUUCCAUCCCCUCCCUCUCCAAGUUACCACUCCACAUUGCAACUCAUAGGAGCAACAACACCUGUAGUAAAUGAGUCUGAAAAUUCGUCUUUGAGCGUACCAUUUCAAAGACCCUUAACCCCCACCCCUGAAAGUGAAUUAAACUUUCAUGGCAGCUUCGCACCAGCAGUUGAAAGUCCAAAUGGUUAUUCCCCUGCCGACGACUCAAACUACCCACCAACACUGAAUUCUGGAUUGGUGAUUGAUGAGGAGCCUUUAUCAUUUCGCGAUGUAGAGGACUCCGUUUUGACCACUUUACGGCGAAGAAAUCCAGAGAAACAUCAACAAUUAGAAAAACGGAUGAGGGAGCCGUUAAAAUCUGUCCAGAACUGUGAAGAGCAGAUGAUAUUUGGAAAGAGUUACCAAGGAUGUUGCACAAAUAAAAAUUAUCAUGAAUUAUUUGGAGAAUCAGUUGCAGAAGUCGCACCAGAAAAGACUGUUGCGUUUGAACCAAUCUAUCAUCUUAAAAUUGGUGUUCAUUUUACACUGUCUCUAGGUAUACCUAUAGCUCUUGGAUCACCAACAGACUGCAGAUGGAAGGGUAAGGCAUGCAGCAAUAUAGCAGCAUUGUUGUUCGCACUGGAUGACUUUGUUGCUAAGGGACUUAAAGAUUUAUCAGAGAACAGGACUCCUACAGAAAAAUUGUGUCAAUGGAACACACAAGCAAAGAGAAAGACAGAGCCUAAAACUAUACACAACAUCAGGAUAGUCAAGUAUGGGCAUUAA
Saccostrea echinata is the source of this 1031-nucleotide messenger RNA. RefSeq lists its product as uncharacterized. Lineage: Eukaryota; Metazoa; Mollusca; Bivalvia; Ostreida; Ostreidae. Bases 129 to 1031 code for a protein of 300 amino acids. The transcript is spliced from 6 exons. The record is from RefSeq and is a predicted model, not a curated record.